Molecule: messenger RNA, 6147 nt
Organism: Cyprinodon tularosa
Lineage: Eukaryota; Metazoa; Chordata; Actinopteri; Cyprinodontiformes; Cyprinodontidae
Gene: plekha4
Exons: 25
Coding region: 232-4182 (1316 amino acids)
Source: RefSeq, a predicted model, not a curated record
AGAGAAGGGGGAGGACGAAAGAAAGCGCUCACAAAGAGUUCACUGUUUCAAUACAGUGGAGCGCACCAGCGUAGGUAGAGCAUUUUAAACUAAGUCAAAAUAAAGUGAAACAUCUAGCAACAGAGACGAUGCAUCAGAUGAUGAAGAAAGCUAGAUUUUAUAGCAGACUGUAGAGGUAAUGGGAGACAGCGGCCAAGCCUGAGGGGAUGCUGUGAGGAAGAAUUCCAAGUGAUGGAGAUUAAAGAAGGAGGCAGGCGAUCACAGCUGAUCAGAAUGGACGACCAAGACAGAGUGAGCCAAGCGUCCAGUGUGGCUACAAUUUCUUACUUUCCUGUCAUGAUGGAAAGUGAUGGAAAGGUGCAGACAUUUGGGAAAAGGUGUCAGGCUGCUAAAAGAGACCCUAACUGCCCAGUGGUCAUCAGGGGAUGGCUCAACAAAAAAGACAGCUCUGGUCUAAAGCUCUGGAAGAGAAGAUGGUUUGUCCUCUCCAACUAUUGUCUGUAUUACUACAAAGACAGUAGAGAAGAAACGGUACUGGGAAGCAUCCCACUCCCCAGUUACAAAAUCCUCUUCUGUACACCAAGAGAAUGCAAAAACAGGAAGUUCACCUUCAAGGUGGUGCAUCAGGGAAUGCGACCAUAUUUCUUCAGCGCUGAUACUCAAGAAGAUAUGCUGGGUUGGGUUCGAGCCCUGAGCCAAUCAGCUACAAUGGAGCCAGAAAAUGGCAUGAACAGGCGCUGUUCCAGUUACCAAGAUUUUACACAGAUUGGUGGCAGUACUGAGUCUGUGGAUUUCUCCAAAUCACCCACGGAGGGGGAGAGUCCAGUUCAAAAACACAAGCAUGUCAGCAGGACCAUGAGUGAACCCAGUCAGCUCCUCAGCGGGAGGGCAGGCAGGUCACAGUCAGAGCCAAGGGGGAGACGGAGUAUGCAUCACAGAAACAGGAGCCCUUCAAACAGAACACCAAGCCCUGCUGAUUCAAGCAGAAGAAGAGUUACUCUAUACAGGGAGGAGGACUCCAAUGAAGAACAUUUUCAGCAGGGAGCAAUUGUGGGGUCAGGCUCUUUGGGUUCAAAGGGACAGCUGGGCUCUAGACCUCAUACGCCGGUGGGAAGGGUCGACAUUCGACCCUAUGAUGACCCUGUCACGGUGUAUUAUACACCUGGCUCCCCUAAACUAGAGUUCAAGUCUGCACCCACCACUCCAGUCACAGAAAGGUGGCAAAGCCUCAGCAAGCCUGCAGCCUUAUAUGGCUCUGUCCAUCACACACCAAGUGGACGAAGACCCUUAGCAAAGAGCCAGUCAACAAGGGCAGAUUUAUUGCCCCCUUUACCCCAUUCAUCAAGAGCAGCGCAUGCCUCCAACCCCUCAAAACAGCAGCGCCAGCUUCACUGCAGCCAUGUGCCUGUUUCUGUGCUUCCGCCAGCUAUGGCUUCUAAAUCUGAUCAGAGGGAUCUGCAGACGAUACGACCUCUUGAAAGUGAUGCAGAUGCUGUGUUAACGCGCCUCUGUGGGUGUGACAAGCUGCUGCAAUCCCUGUCAGUGGAGCUCACUCAGCUCCAGAUGGAUAAGGAUAGCGUCCAGUGUGCACUGGAGGUAUCCAGGCUCCAGGUGGAGGAAUGGAGAAACCAGGGGCCACGGGCCCUUGAAGAAGCACUGACGCAGAAGGCUCUGUUACAAGAUGAGCUGGUCACAAUCCGGGCCAGAGUCUGUGAUGUAUCAUUGGAAAUGGAGCAUGUGUGGAGUCAAUAUGAGAGGAUGGAGAGCGAACUCUCUGUUAUUCGUUCACACCUUCAUCAUAUCUGUAACUUUGGAAUUCCACAGGAGCAGUGUCAGGCUCAGAGAGAGCUGUGGAUGAUGGAGGACAUCCUUGAUGGGCUGAAGGUCAAUAGGGAUUAUUUCUGCUUCCUGCUGGGACUACAGACACAUCACAUGUUCCAGCUUUUGCCAACUGGAUCCUCUGCUUCUCCCACAGAAGGGCUCCACAUUGGACUGCCAAUGGAAUUGGGACAAGAGCCACCAGUCCGCCCACCGUUACCCCUGGAGCUGCAAGAGAGCCACCAAAGUCAGGACAUGAGCUAUGUUUGGUCAGAGUCACCAUAUGAGGGGAUCUAUGAGCAUUCUGCUGAUCCUGUUGACAGAAGAGGGAACUGUCAGCCUGACCUCCUCAAUGUGAAAGGGCAGAGAGAUGCAACUGAAUCACCAUCUGGUUCAAAGUGGAUAUCAUCAGACACGGUCAACCAACCAACAAAGAGGAUGAAAAUGAAGAUGAGCGAGGCAGAGCAGAUUGAAAGGAUGAAGAGAAAUCAAGAGAGACUGCCUAGUAAAAAGAAACCUCAGCUGGCUGCACAAGAACCUCAGAAUCAAAGUUCAGAGAUAAAAGAGGAGGCCCCCUUUCCCUUGAGGGUGACCAGAGUUGUAACAGCUGUGCUGCCCUCCUCGCUUGUGGCCAGAAGAGUUUCUGUUGAGGAUCCUCCUGCUGAGCUCAACACUCCACUGCCUGAACAAAUUCAGCAAGAAACGCAGCAACAACCAGCUGAACCAGGCAAGAAAUUACUCGGCAAACCUGCCAGGCGGCUGCUUAUGGAUAUGACUGAAUCAAACCAAACGAUCACUGAGCAGCAUCAGGGUCAAUCUGGAAAAGGAAUGAGCAGACAACAUCAAGCAGCAUCCAGGGGCCCAAAAAUGGAGACACUUUUAGAAGUGAGCAAUAGUGAAGGAACAGAGGCCUCAAGAGAUGAGGUUCGGGAAUCAACAGAUUCAGGAAGUGGACAUGAAGGCUCAAGUUAUAGGACGUUCCCUCCAGGGAGUGGAUAUAACUACUAUUAUAUAUUUCAAAAACUUUCCAAACAGGCUGUUGAAGAGUCUUCAGCCCCUGAUGUGAAUCCUAGUCAGAGCUCUGAGCAGCGAGAGGCUAAACUACGACGAGUGGAACGAAUAAGAGAAAGAGUGCUGAGAAGCGCAGCCAGAGAAAGUGCUACAAUCAACAACCAGCGUCCAGUCAAGGAAGAGAAGAAGAAAGUUCCCCAGGGUCACUGUGACACAGCUAAAGAACAAAGAUUGAAACUAGGAAAUGAUGGCGGUCUGGAUGACUUAAAUAGAUCAGCAGACCUUCACAAUGCAAUAUCUCAGGGUUGCGAUGAAGCAUAUGUUAACAUAUCAAAAAGUCAGGUCCAGGUGGAGAACAGAUCAUUGCACAGUGGGAGAGCAGGGGUUGCCAACAUUAAAAACAAGAGAUCACUUUCUCCAUAUCAUAUUUCAUCCAUGACAGUCUACCAACAAGAUGGAGGAAAAGCAUCUUUGGAUUGCCACAAUGAAGAGCAGGACAAGCCUGAAGAUUGCACUGCGGAAGAUAAAGAUAAGAAAUAUAAACCCUCCUAUUUGAGGAGUAAGUGGUUCCUGUCCACAAACCAGUGUCAAGGAUUCAUACCUUUACAGAUCCCUGCAUUAGAGCCUUUAUCUAUUGAGGAAAAUGAGGAUACUGCCAACCAGCCAGGUUGCACUGAGGACACUACUGACCUUAAUGGGAUGUCAUCAACAGUGAGUAAAAGCUUGCAGAAAAUGAAAGAGAACCAUUCGCUCUUCUAUAAGAUUGCAUGUGAUAUCAGCAUUUCAGACUCAGACAUAAAGAGUGAUGACCAAACAUUAUCAAGGCAAGAAGAGGAAGAAGCAUUGGUAAUUGAAGAAGCAGUGCAACCUGGUAAUGGUGUGACAUCAUCUAAUCAAGAAAGCAAAGAUCCCUGUAAGCAUUUGAUUUUGGACAAACGUGGUACAGUGGUUGAGAACAAAUCCCUGGAGGUAAUAAAUAAAACGCAAGGCAAGGCAGUGGAUAAAGCAUGUUGUCUAAAAGAACAAGGCCAAUCAGACAAGUCAGGGCAAGAAGGUGAAGUAAAGGCCUUAGAAACUGUGGCUGGAGUUUGUGUUCAGGAGAGGGAUUUUGAUCAGACAGUUCAUGGCCAAAACAAGACAAAAGAGAAACACUGCGAUAUGAAAGCAAAUCCAGAGAGAUCUGAAGAAAUAAAGGAAUGUUUUGGUGGAAGUAAAGAGAACGAGACAGAUGAGGAAGAUCGAGCGAACAGACAUGCCAUCAGUGUUUCAUGCACUAUGUCUGAAGGUGGAAGAGUAACUCGGAGUGCAUCCUUUGGAAAGCCGAGAGUGACAGUAAUAAGGACAAGUUUGUAGAUCAAAGAAAAAAUGCAGUAAACUGGGUUUCAGAGGGACAUGUGCUUGAGCUUUUUCUCAUAUUGCCCUAAUCCAACCACACCCUUUGUUGUGUUUAAGUCAGAUUUCAUGUAAAUGACCAAUAUAAAAGAGACCAUAAAUACAAUUUUAUUUAAACUCUGUAAGAUAUUACACCAAUUUGUAUUCAAUCCCUUCCCUCUAAUACCCCUGUUGAACCAACAACCUUGGCAGCUUGCUCCACAUGUAUGGGUCAGCCUUAGUGUAGAGAGAACGAACAAACAGCUUCAUAAAUACCAAGAAACAGUGCAGAUAGGUCAGAGAUGUAGUGUAAAACAAUUGUAAAACAACAUUGGAUUUCUUUUGUUGGGGUUGAUGUAUGGAAUAAAUUAGAUCAGGAGCUAAAAGAUUGUACAACAUUAACAUUAAGGUCGAAAAACAUAUUUAAGAAUAAUGCAAUAAAAAUAUGAAACAUGUGAAUGCAAUUAAGAGCAGUAAUAUAUUGGGUUUGUUAGGGAAAAAAAGUUAUUAUUGUAGAAUAAUAAUAAUCGAAUAAUAAUUUUUCCCAAAAUCAUACAUUGGUAUGUAUUAUAAACGGUAGCCUUCUAUUUCUAUUUCUUUUUUUCUUUGCUUUCAAGUCCAAUGUAAAUUGGCUUUGGAGGGUGGGCAUUUUAAGCUUCUUGCUUCUGCCAAUACACCCUUUUUCAGACUGUUUUAAUUUAUGUUAUAUGGACAUAUACUGUCUUUAUUAUAUACUUUUAUGUCUGAAAUAAACAAGCUUGAACCUGAGAUAAGGUUCUGGGGGUUUUGAAGUAAAAUAUCAAUGGUUUGAAUUUUAAGUGUAAGAAAUAUCUUACCUCUAGGACACCUGAAGAGAUCCACAGCUAAGACAUAAAAAUCUGUUUUGGUGGACAACUUCACAAACAUCCAAUCUAUUUAUUUAUUUAUUUUUUUAGUUUUAUAUGAUAGGGUGUUGAAAAUCGAGGCAUUAUUAAAAGAUGCACAUACAGUAAACAGUUUUACUUCCUCUUCAUCACAAGCAUUGAAGGCAGCAAAUAUGACAAGAAUACGUUAUGAUCAAACUAAAAACUUCUUUGCCACUGCAAAACACUACGUGGCAGAACACCAACAAUGUGCAAAACCCUGAACAGACCAUCUACAUGGAAAAAUGUUGGUGGCAAUAUCAUGCUGUGGGAAUGCUUUAGUGGGGAUGUAGAAAUCCAUUACAGGAUUUGAAAGACUGGGAUGGAGGCAAAGGAAAACUAUGCUAAGUAUGAUGUCUUAGAAUAUUACAGUCAAUUCCCCAAAGAUAUUUGGUAAAACAUAAGAAUUGUUCUUAGCUGAUGCUUCUUAUCCAGUCUGACAGGGUUUAAGCUAUUUUGCUAAACUGGAAAAGGACACAAAUUUCUCUGAUAAUCUGAAAACCAUGCAUCCCUUUCCUCUUUCACAGUGGUGGAUCACUUUGUUUUGGUUUCCAUCUAAAAUAAGAAUAAAACACUGUAGCUUGAAGUUGAGGGGCAAAUAACAAGGAAAAGUUCAAGAGAUGUGAGAAUGUUUGCAAGGCACUGCAAAUGUGCAUUGGGCAAUACCAGAGGAGUGUUUUUUUGACUGCAGCAGUUGGGCCUAACUGGUCAAGUGGGAACACAUUGUAUAACAGCAGAAGAAUUUUAAGAAAUAAAGUUGAAUCUUUUCAAUAUAAAGAAUAUAUAGCAGGACAUUUGGUUUAAAUCAUUAUUUAUUCAAAUGAAAUUUUGUUCGUGCAACUAUACAGAUGCUGUCAAGUAUUUAAGUGCUAACGCUUCCAUUCCUAGUAUCCCUCUAAUAUACAUAUAUAAAUAUACAUACAGUAUGAUAUAUAUAAUGUCUGCUUUUGUUGGCAACAUAAUCCUGUUUUUAUCACUGUGAAAUCAUGUUCUGUUUUUGUAUCUCAGAUUUCCUGAUCUAAUAAUAAAGAAGCUGUGUGUAAAA